Molecule: messenger RNA, 1509 nt
Organism: Epinephelus lanceolatus (giant grouper)
Lineage: Eukaryota; Metazoa; Chordata; Actinopteri; Perciformes; Serranidae
Molecular function (GO): calcium ion binding
Source: RefSeq, a predicted model, not a curated record
GAGAAAACAAGAGUGAAAAACUACACACAGGAGGGGAAUACAAACAAUGUCCAUCUCAAGAAGCCAUGUCCUGUUCCCUUGGCAACUGGUCAACACAGUGAGUCAACAGGAAGGAGAACAGAAACUUCUCAAAAGGUUCAGAGAUUUAAAAAAGAAGAAGGGGAUGGAGGACCAGCACUGAAUACAUUAGCUUGAGUACAGAGUGACUGACAUCAACCUCAUAUCUACUGUAAACACAGAGCUGAGUGGUGCUUCCUUCCUUCUCCUGGUGGAGGACAACAUGAAGAAGAAAAAAAAGCGGCCCCGAAAAUUCACCAAAAAAGAGCACGCUAAUGUUCCCAUGGACAAAACUUCGCAGUUCAGCAGGCCUGAGUUUGAGAGCUUCCUGUUUGAGAUGACUCGGUGGUUUUUGGAUCAUCAGCUGCAGGUGGAUGAGUUGUUCAGUCACAGUGACGCAGACAGAAGUGGAUCAGUCAACCUGAAGGAUUUUUACCUGGGUCUAAUGAACUUGGACGUCCCUUGUCAGCAGUUUCAGCUCCACAUGCUGACUCAGCAGCUGAAGACCAAUGACAACAUGAUCAGUUAUCGAGAUUUGAGCACACAGGUGCAGAAGAAACUGAGACUGAAUGACAGCACAGAGAUCGACACUCAGAUAUCAAGAUGUGAUCGUCAGCUGUCAAACCCUGAAGAGGACAUGAGGUUCAUCCGUCUGAGUGUCAGACCGAUCCCCUUCGACCCUGCUGCUGCAGCUCAUCCAGGAAACUUUGAGAUUGUUUUGCUGAGCAGCAGUAGAGUUCUCAGUCUGAUCAGGACGAUCCAGGAGCGGGUCGGGAUCCAGACCACCAGGCUGGAGGUUUUCCGGAGUAGAGUACCCACAGAGGAGGCUCGCCUGCCCCCAGGAAGUUUCCUGGAGGAAUGUGGCUUCAGAGGAGGGCCAGAGGAAACUCCUCCAGAGGACACUGUGUACUACGACUACAUGCUGCUGUUUACAGACUGUCCCAUCCUCAACUGUGACCACUACUUCAGCUCAGCGCCAGACUCUGCUUCCAUAAGGAGCGGUCACUAAAUUAAAUACAUAAAAUUACCUCACAGUGUUUUUAGGCAUGCAUGCUGCGGAAGCUACUGUUGGUUAGUCCACCAUUUGGGCGCAGACUGAAAUAUCUCAAGUAUUUGAUUCAGUGCCUUAAUGUUUCAUACAGACGUCCAUGCUCCCCAGAGAAUGAAUCCCUCUGAUUUUGGAGAUCACCUGUCUUUUUCCUCAAGCACCACCAUGAGGGUCACCUUUGUGGGACUGUUCAAGCAAGCUCAUGCUAUUGAAUUAAAUAUUCAACCCCCACCCUCAAUAGAUUUUUUUUCUAAUAAUUUCUAGAUGUUUGCAGUGUCUGAAAUAUUUUGCACAUUUGGAAAUCUGAAACAUGAUAUGGACUGAAAGUUAAAGUCUCUGCUCACCCACACAGGUGUUUUCACUUAACUUGACGAAUCACUCCUCUAAUCAGGUGUGACGACAGG